Molecule: messenger RNA, 429 nt
Organism: Hibiscus syriacus
Lineage: Eukaryota; Viridiplantae; Streptophyta; Magnoliopsida; Malvales; Malvaceae
Product: cellulose synthase-like protein G1
Exons: 1
Coding region: 1-429 (142 amino acids)
Biological process (GO): plant-type primary cell wall biogenesis; cellulose biosynthetic process
Cellular component (GO): trans-Golgi network; plasma membrane
Molecular function (GO): mannan synthase activity; cellulose synthase (UDP-forming) activity
Source: RefSeq, a predicted model, not a curated record
AUGUAUGAAAACAUGAAGGCGAAAGUUGAAAAUGUUAUGAACAGAGGAGAAGUUGGUGAAAUUUACAUCAACGAUGAUGAAAAACUUGAAGCUUUUAAUAAAUGGAAAUCUGGAUUUACUCUGCAAGAUCACCCUACUGUUAUUCAGGUUCUACUAGACAGCCGCCAUAACAAAGGCAUCACCGGACAUUUCUUGCCAAAUCACAUCUAUGUUUCCAGGCAGAAACGUAAGACAUCACCCCACCAUUACAAGGUCGGUGCUCUAAAUGUUCUGGUAUCUAUAAUUCAUCUUCAUCUUACCUUGUUUCCAACCAACAUUGUUUUACAUUUUGUUGGACCUAACGUUUCUCCAUGUUUUUGUUGGUAUAUCGAAGCUUUGGGUAUCGACGAUCAUGACGAAUUCUCCUUUAAUAUUAACCCAAGACUGUGA